AUGGAGCAGAAGGGACCGAAAGUGUUCAUCCUGAACGGCGCGGCGGGGUCGGGCAAAGAUACCCAAUGCAGGCUCAUCGCACAGAAGUACAACUUUGCAAUAAUAACAAUCAGCGAGUUGCUAAAGGAGUAUGUUUCGGAGAAUGAAGAGACAGGAGGGGGCACAAGUCCAAGUCAAGAAGAUGAAUGCACCGAAGGAGUGGAAAAAAAAAACGAAGACAUAGAGAGAAUAAAAAAAUGCAUGAAGGAUGGGUCAUUAGUGCCGGACGACACUGUCAUAAAAGUAUUUGUGCACCGUUUAGAAAAAUACAUAAAUGGAGAGGAACCAUGUGCAGGCAUCGUACUUAAUGGUUUCCCAAGGACAUACGAACAGGCACUGCUGUUUGCAAAAAAUGGCAUCGAAGUUACAAGCUUUAUCAACAUACAGGUGAAGAAGGACAAGUUACUUAGCCGAAUAAGUAACAGAAUGGUCGACCCAGUUACCAACAUAAAUUAUAACGCCAAGGGGGUGGAAGUUAUGUUAAAAAAAAAGCAAGGGACACACUUAACUCCAGAAGAGGAACUGGUAUUAUCCUCUCAGGGGGAUGCAUUUAAAAAUAUAAGUGAUGAAGUCAUUACUAGGAUAACCAAAAGAGCAGAUGACAACGAGGCUACCUUUUUAAAGAGGUUUCAUUUGUAUGAACAGAAUGAGGAGAAAAUAAUUUCCCUCUUCCCAACAGUCUAUCGGAGUGUAGACGGGAAUGGCUCCAUCGAAGAGACCUUCGUGCAGAUAUGCGCCAUUUUAGACGGGGGGCACAAAUACACACGGCUCACCUGA
This is a messenger RNA of Plasmodium coatneyi, 816 nucleotides long. RefSeq lists its product as uncharacterized. Lineage: Eukaryota; Apicomplexa; Aconoidasida; Haemosporida; Plasmodiidae. Bases 1 to 816 code for a protein of 271 amino acids. Gene Ontology annotation, biological process: nucleobase-containing compound metabolic process. Gene Ontology annotation, cellular component: mitochondrion; cytoplasm. The transcript has a single exon. Gene Ontology annotation, molecular function: ATP binding; AMP kinase activity. The record is from RefSeq and is a predicted model, not a curated record.